Caenorhabditis briggsae is the source of this 990-nucleotide messenger RNA. The record is from RefSeq and is a predicted model, not a curated record. Lineage: Eukaryota; Metazoa; Nematoda; Chromadorea; Rhabditida; Rhabditidae. The transcript is spliced from 6 exons. Bases 1 to 990 code for a protein of 329 amino acids.
AUGGUGUUGUUUUUUACGUCCUGUCCAACCUCAUCCCUGGUGAGCCAGUCCCCCACCCCGUCGUCCACAACAUCGACGACAACGACAUCAGAUGUCUUCGUAGAACAUCCAAAGUCGCAGCCGAUCCCUGUUAGAAAUAACGGUCAAUGGGACAACAGCGAUCACCUCUCGUGUUCGCCGCUCGAGCGAUUCCCAUCUCCGCUCGCCACGUCAGCGGAGUCUGUUAACUCGAUCAAGUCGAGUUGCUCGUCGCGCUCAUCGGCCGAACGUGAGACUGAACGUGCUCAGUGUCGCCAAUUGCUCAAUUCCAGCCUGAGCAAAUUGCGGGAGGAAUCGAAUAUGCCACUUCGGAAGCAUCUUCUGAUUUUCAACACCGUCAAGACGAUCCAGAAAGACUUGGAUCAAUUGGACGAUGAGGAAUUGUACUGCUCUCUGGUGGGUAUGUCGAACGAGACGACGAUGCUGAUGGAAGUCGAUGGUACCGGUGACGAGUGUUGUUGGGGCAAUGAGAAGGAUUGCUACAACAAUGAAAUGAUGAUGUUGAUUUCGAACGCCAACGAUGUCGUCGACUCCGCUGUCAUCUGCGGAGCACCUCUGAAACAAGAGGAGCGCGGCGCAUCGUCUGACAUCACUGGAAUGAUGUUUGGAGACGAUCUCGAGAUGGAUGAGGCCGACACGAAGACCUGGUCCUGGUCCUCUGGCGCGUCGAUUUUCGAUUCUGUUCAGGAAUCGAAAUCUGGCUCGAUGGAUGCUUUGUUCAAGUGGUCCUCUUCGUGCUCCGAUGCUGCCUACUCCGCUCCGAUUACCAGCAACUCUUUCGGUGGAUGGGCUGAUUCUUCUGCAAUCUCCGGUGGAGGCCUCUUCGGACUCCCGGAUGAUUCGACAUCGUCGUGGUCCCAUGGAGCCACUGGUUUCGACAUGUGGGGAAACAGCGACCCACUCGGAUCGGCUCGCUUCGACAUGCACAAUUUGCUUCUUUUGCAAGCUUAG